AUGUCGAAAUCUGCUUCACAAAACCCUACCAGUGACUCACCUGAACGUACUUUCUCAUAUGCAGAUGCGGCCAAGAAGUCAUCGGAACCAAGUCGUGACAACUCGCCUGCCUGUGUUGCCGUUGCGUCACCAUCAGGAAAGUCUGAAUCACCAGCGCCGACGACACCAGCCCCAGUUUCACGCCCAGUGGAAACGAGUGACACUGAAGUGUUACCAUGUGCAAAUGUGUCAGCAGGAGCUUCUGGUGCUGCUGAUGGGCUGUCCUUUUUCUAUGAUGAGACUGAAGCUGCUCUAGAAGAAAAUCAGAAUGAAGCGGACAACGGAGCAACGCCCGAGGGCGCUUUUGUGCUGAACCUUGGCGGAAAAACUGUGCAUUUUGCCAAAGGAAUGGCAUCGUCGCCUGUGGAUGCACCUCCAUCAAACAGUCACCAUAUGUGCAUGGUUGAAAUGUUGGCCCAACGGUGGAAAAUGUUCCAAGAGGGUCAUGAAAUGUCAUCUCCAGUCAAGGUCACACCCGCACAGUAUCGCAAGUACGGAGUCAAUGGCACGCUUCAGCUUUCUACCGGCUUUUUUCAGCGGUAUUUCGAAAGCGACGGUACGACAACGGAAAUUCCGAUUCUUCAAGUGUCGCUAGCCAGGAAGCUGACAGAAGGAAUGGCUGGUUGGCCUGAAUCGUGUCUAAGAUUGCGCCUGACCGAUGGAGCAUUCCAUUAUUCCGGUCUUUUCGUGGUCAGCAGCUUGGAGAGCCAAUGCGAUCGAGACAAUUUGGUCGGCAAUGCUGAGAAUGGUGGUGAAAUAAUCGCGGUCACUAAAAUGUACAUCAAUCCUACAGGAUGUGUGGGGAAGAAAGAUAACGCUCAAGGGAAACCCAUGCUAAUGAUCGCUGGAUACGAAUUACUUUCAAGAGGACACCCUAUAUUGUCUCCAGGCGUGAGUCACGAUGGUGACAAGGAUAAAUUCUCAACAUUCAAAUCUACGGAAGUGUAUUCUGUUCCAUGGAAAAAUCCGAGUUUACCCGACUCUAAUGGGGCUGCACAAGUUGCACGUCCAUCAGCUCCCCGUCGACAACCGCAAAGUUUUGGAUCUGGCAACACAACACCGAUCAGUAUGAUUACUCCUUACAUAAGCAAAUGGAGGAUCUGCGGAUUAUGUACAGCUAAAGACGAGCUGAAAACUACAAAGGCUCGAAGUGGUGCCGGCGACAUGAAGGUGUUCAGUUUUGAAUUGACGGAUAAGGAUGGUGCUUCGAUACGGAUUACUGGCUUUAAUGACGCAGCCGAAAGAGCGUAUAGCAUCAUCCAGACCGAUUGUUCGUACUAUAUUGCUGGUGGCACAGUGAAACAAGCGAACAAGCGCUUCAAUACUACUGGCCAUGAUUAUGAACUAUCUAUUAAUUCCAGCACAGAGAUUACGCCAUGCCACGACCAAAUUCCAAAACCGGCGUUGGUACUCAAGAUAUGUCCUCUACAAAAUAUACCAAGUCACAAGGACGAAGUUGUUGAUGUUUUAGCAGUUGUCGAUAAGAUGGAGCCGGUCAACAGGUUCAUUUCGAAACAAGGUCGGGACUGUGUGAAACGUGACCUUCAAUUGAUUGAUCAGACGGGAACUGUAGCACAACUUACGCUUUGGGGCGACCAAGCCGAGAAUUUUGAUGAACAUGCACUUGGGCAGGUCAUUUCUGUGAAAGGAGCUCUGGUGAAAGAGUGGAAUGGAGCGUUCAGUUUGGCACUCUCUUCUGGUUCAAAAAUCGAGCUAAGUCCUCAGCUUGAUGAGGUUCCGAAGUUAUAUGAAUGGUAUACAACCGAGCGGUCAUCGGGUUGCGGUAACGAGGGAUGCUCCAAAAAAGUUGUUCAACUCGGCGUUGAUCAGUACAGGUGUGAGAAAUGUGACACGACAAGUGAUUCAUUCAAAUGGAGGUACAUGGUUCAGGCCGAGAUCACCGAUCUCUCCGGCUCUAUAUGGGUAACUAUGUUCUCGAGUUCUGCGACGAAAGUGUUUGGAAUGGAAGCUCAGCAGCUCGGCGAGCUGAAGGAAGCUGACAAGGACGCUUAUGAUAGAGUGUUGACGGACAUUUGCUUCAAAUAUUAUAACUGGCGAAUAAACGCGAAACCGAGCACUUUCAAUGUAAGUAGUUUUUUCUAG
This is a messenger RNA of Haemonchus placei, 2142 nucleotides long. Lineage: Eukaryota; Metazoa; Nematoda; Chromadorea; Rhabditida; Trichostrongylidae. The record is from the annotation of a GenBank genome assembly.